Molecule: messenger RNA, 1439 nt
Organism: Durusdinium trenchii
Lineage: Eukaryota; Dinophyceae; Suessiales; Symbiodiniaceae
Source: the annotation of a GenBank genome assembly
CUGCAAGCUCUUUGCUUUCAUCGACCUUGCUAGUACGUCAAUUACGACGUCCGCGAAUAUACGUCUUCCAUUUGCCCCAGGACAAGGACUGAGGUGCUCGCCUGGAAGUCUGUCACUGGGGCAUGCUGCCUAGGUAUCCGCAUUUCCACUACAGAGGCUUGCGAAGUUUCCACGAGAUUAGGCGUCAGAGUCAUUUAGGUUGUCUUCACGGCGUUCUUGUGAUGAUACGAAUCCACCAGAUAUCAGGCAAGGAAGUGGCCAGUUUGGAUGAACAUGGAGUUCGGCAAGUCACAGAGACGCAUGGCAACUCUGUCAUUGCGUUGAAACGUCACUUGCGAACAAUUUGUGAUGUACCGAUCUACAGGUUCAGAUUAGUUCGCCAGGGUGAGGUCCUUCGUGAUGAACACCAGUUGAACGAUUUGAGUGCACCAACUGAGCUUCAGAUGACGAUACACGACUUCACAGAUCCGGAUGAAGACCAAAUAAAACGUUUUCUGAAAGCUGCUGAAGAUGGUGAAACCGCUUCUUUAGAGGCUAUGCUGCAUGCACCGAUGAACCCAAAUCAACUUUUGCCUGACGAUCCCGAUUCAGAUGAGCCGAAUCCAAACCUAGCGCCACAUUUGCCUCGUUUUGUUCGGCGAAAUCGGCAUGCUGGCAUAUCAGCCUUGCAGCUUGCUGCGCAAGCUGGUCAUCUUGAGUGCGCAAGGAUUUUGAUUGAUGCCGGAGCGAUCAUUAAUCGCGAAAAUUGGCUGGGCGAAACACCUUUACAUCUCUGUUGCAAGCUUGGUCACUGGGAGGUUGCAGAGCUCCUAGUCGAGGCCAAAGCUUCUGCUGACACGGCAGAUUUGCGAGGGACUACGCCGAUAGAAACUGCUUGCACCAAUGGCUUUGACAAUAUUGUUCGCGUGUUACUCCAUGCAGGUGCUACCAAGCCUCCUCUUUCACUGGCUUGCCAGCAAGCCAACGGGGAAGUCGUGCAGCUCUUGAUUGGUGCUCGUGCUGACAAGAGUGAAGAGGAUCGUGAUGGAAAGACACCGUUGCUAGUUGCCACCUCGCAGGGUCAUGUAGAGGUGGUGAAGGUGUUGAUCAAUGCAGGUGUUUGCAAAGACAAAGUUGAUCGGCAUGGCAGAUCACCCCUAUGGAUGGCUGCUGACCAUGACAAGUUGGAAGUUGCGCGUUUCUUAAUUAAGGCUGGCGUGCAGAAGGAUCAGAUUGAUGCGCAUGGAAGAUCACCCUUGUGGAUCGCUGCCAAUCAUGGGAAUGUCGAAAUUGUGGAACUUCUAAUCAAAGCACGUGCUGACAAAGGUAAGCUUGACCGAGAGGGUAAAUCUCCGCUUUCGAUUGCGAAAUACCGCAGUCAUUUGGAUGUUGUAGAGUUGUUGUCGGGUAUCGAAUCUCGUGCAGUCAGCCCUGCCACAAAGUGCAGGCGACAGGAAUGA